This is a messenger RNA of Antrostomus carolinensis (chuck-will's-widow), 2594 nucleotides long. RefSeq names its product succinate-CoA ligase GDP/ADP-forming subunit alpha (gene SUCLG1). The record is from RefSeq and is a predicted model, not a curated record. Gene Ontology annotation, molecular function: succinate-CoA ligase (GDP-forming) activity; succinate-CoA ligase (ADP-forming) activity. Gene Ontology annotation, cellular component: mitochondrion; succinate-CoA ligase complex (ADP-forming). Lineage: Eukaryota; Metazoa; Chordata; Aves; Caprimulgiformes; Caprimulgidae. The coding region runs from base 1 to 951 and encodes 316 amino acids. The transcript has 9 exons. Gene Ontology annotation, biological process: tricarboxylic acid cycle.
AUGAUAGUGCAACAGAAUGGAGUACGACACUGCACCUACUCAGCAUCAAGGAAAAACCUGUAUAUUAACAAAAAUACAAAAGUUAUCUGUCAGGGUUUUACAGGCAAACAGGGCACCUUUCACAGCCAGCAGGCAUUGGACUAUGGUACCAAUUUAGUUGGAGGAAUUUCUCCAGGGAAAGGGGGAAAAACUCAUCUGGGUCUGCCUGUGUUUAAUUCUGUGAAGGAGGCCAAAGAACAAACUGGUGCUUCUGCCACUGUUAUAUAUGUACCUCCUCCGUUUGCUGCUGCUGCGAUCAAUGAAGCACUCGAUGCAGAAAUGCCCUUAGUUGUGUGCAUUACUGAAGGUAUUCCCCAGCAGGAUAUGGUUCGGGUUAAACACAGACUGCUUCGGCAGGAUAAGACUCGACUAGUGGGCCCAAACUGCCCUGGAGUCAUCAAUCCUGGAGAAUGUAAAAUUGGUAUCAUGCCUGGUCACAUUCACAAGAAGGGAAGAAUUGGUAUUGUGUCAAGAUCUGGAACCCUGACAUAUGAAGCUGUUCAUCAGACAACACAAGUUGGAUUGGGGCAAUCUUUCUGCAUUGGGAUUGGAGGUGAUCCUUUCAAUGGAACUAAUUUUAUUGACUGCCUUGAUGUCUUCCUGAAAGAUCCUCAUACUGAGGGGAUCAUAUUGAUUGGGGAAAUUGGAGGAAAUGCUGAAGAAGAUGCAGCAGCAUUCUUGAAAGAAAAUAAUACUGGCCCAAAUGCCAAGCCAGUAGUGUCAUUCAUAGCUGGUCUGACUGCUCCUCCAGGCAGGCGGAUGGGUCACGCUGGAGCAAUCAUUGCUGGUGGAAAGGGUGGAGCUAAGGAGAAGAUAGCAGCUCUUCAGAGUGCUGGUGUUGUUGUCAGCAUGUCUCCUGCUCAGCUAGGCAGCACCAUCUACAAGGAGUUUGAGAAAAGGAAGUUGCUGUAAGAGAAGACACUUUGGAAUACUGUCUCCAAAACAUCAGUGCAGCACCUGGCCUCUGCUUAUCUUUUGUCUGCUGAUCUUCGGUUGCCCAAAUGACUGACACUAGUCUUUUGAAUUUGACUUGGAAGCCAUAAACCUCCUGGCUAAACCUGUUUUGAUGUCUCCUUGGUUCAGACAUGAUCACCUCAUUGUAAAUCACAGCAAAUUAAUAAAUCUACUACUAAAUCUGAUGCAUCUUUUGAAUUCCUGAAGCACAGCCAUUUCUUCAACCACCAUAAACAAAACAAUCAGCCUUGAAGGUCUGAAUCUUUUGUAACUUAAGCACUGCCCAUUUUAAGGUAAAGUCGCUUAUAGAGCUGCUUCUAAGGAUCAAGGCACUGACUUUAUGCACAUAUCACACUUCACUUUAUUUUUAAAAAAUCCAGUCUUACUUGUUUGUUUCAGGUGUGUUUGUUUGAACAAUAGGCCAAAGUUUCCGUCCCUUAAACCAAAGCUGCUGGAUCUGAAGGGGUUACUUAUUGAUCCACGUAGCUGGAUAUGCCUGAAGUCCAGACUUUCUUUUCAAGGCUGAUGAGCCAUGCACAGUGUGGUCCUCUACUGUCAAGGAAUUCCGUUUGUUGGGUGGAGAGAUGGAAUUUUUAUUCACAAAAAUGAAUCUAAUUUCCCAUGCAAAUAUAUAUUAAAAAUUGUAACUAUGAAAGUGAUUUGGUCUUUAGCUUGCAUUACCUUAAUUUCCUCUUUAUUGUAACUAUGAUUGCAUUGCUUCUGUGUUCUGAAAUCUUAAUAACAUUGGGACAUAAUGAAGGAGAAUUAUUAUUCUCUGGAAAAGAAUGUAAUAAGGCAUCUUUCUUGUUAACCACUCCCAGCACUGUAUUAGAAAGCCCUUUUUUUUUUUACCUUGAAAGUAGCCCAAGCACUGUGCCUAUAAAUGAGUGUUAUGAGUUUUAUCAAGAUGAACUAAAACCAAGAUUGCUUUCUUUAUAUAGAGGACUGAAAGUUCAUGUAACCUGGCACUUGUCUAAAGCUAACCUUGUGUUGCAUAAAGGUGCUGUUACAAAAACUCGUGUCUGUUAUUUGUUUAAAACUGAUCUUAAGUUUUCUUACUCAAAUGCCUGUGGAAUUUCUCUUCCUAAUGCAAGCAGUGAGCAGGUGUCUUGAUGUUGACAUUUACAGUUCCUAGAGCUAAGCCCUGAUGAAAUGCUUCAAAGGACAGGUCCUAUCUCUGCUGCACUGAAUGUGUAUUAAUGUACCUCAUACAUGGUCAGGCACCAGUCAGAUGAUACAGGUCUUAGGCCACAGAGACCAGAUGUUGUAUUAUUCACCUUGGUAUGAUUUACUAAAAUGAACCUGACAUCCUGUCACUAGACACUGGCCACCCCAGUACUGAGUGGUCAAUCAUUUGAUAAAGCCUAUGAUGACAGAUAAGUAUUUUCUUACUACAUCUGCUCAGUUUCUGGUGGUGCCUGAUUUAAUCUGGAGUGAAAAACUGAAUGGUGCCCUUUAAAUAGAGACAGACCAGCGCUAACGUGUCUCAGUCUGUGUAAGAGUGCAGUCCUUCACCAGUGAAUGUCAGGAUAUUGCAGGUUGUCUUCUUAUAAACUUGCUAAUCAAAGUAACUCAUCGUAGUGGUGGACUUCUCCACAACA